Molecule: messenger RNA, 1694 nt
Organism: Nelumbo nucifera (sacred lotus)
Lineage: Eukaryota; Viridiplantae; Streptophyta; Magnoliopsida; Proteales; Nelumbonaceae
Product: anthocyanin 5-aromatic acyltransferase-like
Source: RefSeq, a predicted model, not a curated record
UAGAUUGAUAUUCUCUAACAUGGCCUCAUCACAUUAAUAUCAGAGUGCAUGAUUUCUUUGUGAUUUCUCUGCCUCUCUCUCGUUCUAAUGGCUGCAAUCCAUUCCAUUAAGGUGUUAGAGAAAUGCCAAGUCUCUCCACCUGCAGCUUCAAUGGAGAAAAAAUCUCUUCAGCUUACUUUCUUCGACGUAAUGUAUCUGUACUAUCGUUGUCCCUCCCGCAUAUUCUUUUAUGAAUUCCCUCAUCCGAUUACCCUCUUCAUGGAAAGCAUCAUUCCCAACCUCAAAAACUCACUCUCCCUCACCCUCCAACACUUCUACUUUCUUGCCGGAAACCUAAUGUGGGUUCCCCCAACCACUGAACCUGAGAUUCGUUUUGUCAGUGGUGACUCGGUCUCAUUUACCAUUGCUGAGUCUACUGAUAAUUUCAGUGAUCUCUGUGGCGACCAUCCUCGUGAUGAAAGUCAAUUCGACCCUCUGAUUCCUCAAUUGCCAUCGCUCUUCGACUCCAACGUAGUCCCACUCCUAGCCCUACAAGUGACCUUCUUCCCCAAUUCCGGUUUCAGUAUCGGAAUUACCUCGAGCCAUGUGGUUUCCGAUGGCAGAAGCCUUUGCCAUUUCAUUAGGUCGUGGGCAACAGCAUGUAGGCUUGGAGGGGAUUCAUCUGCGUGUUCAGAAUUGCUUCCAUUCUAUGAAAGAACUGUGAUUGACGACCCUGAGGGUUAUUUGAAAACAAUUCUUCUCAAGGAGAUGGAAAACUACACGUCCAAGAUGACUUCCAAUAUCUCCGACGACUCUCAACCAAGCUUCGAAGUCCCAACUGAAAGCAUUGUUGUUAGAGCCACAUUUGUAGUGAGCCGAGUGAAAAUCGAUCAACUGAAGCAGUGGAUCUUGGCAAGACAUGGGAAGAAUGAAAAUCAGAUUGUACCACUAUCGUCGUUGCGUCUCUCGGCAUUUGUGGUAACAUGUGCCAUCACAUGGGUUUGCUUGAUUAAAGCAGGAGUGAUUGUGGAUUCUCCUGGUAAAGAGAUGGAGCAUUUCUUAUUUAGUGUAGACUGUAGGGAUCGCCUAAGGAAUCCUCCAGUGCCAGCUACAUACUUUGGCAAUUGUGUUGCUCUUGGAUUUGCAGAUGCAAAGAAGACUGAUUUAGAAGGAGAUAACGCCAUUGUUGUGGCAGCGAAGAUGAUUGCAGAUGCGGUUAAGCGGAUGGAAUAUGGAGUUUUGAGAGAUGCAGAGAGGUGGAUAUCAGAUUUGAGUUCCCGACUACCCGAGGGAUUUGUGACGGUGACAGGGUCACCCAAGUUUGGUGUUUAUGAGAUGGACUUUGGGUGGGGGAAACCAAAGAAGUUUGAAAUGCUUAGAAUGGGUGAGGGACAAAUUUCUCUUUUUGAUAGCAGAGAUGGAGAAGGUGCAGUUGAGGUGGGACUGGCUCUACCUAAGGCCAAAAUGGAAGCAUUCACAACUUUCUUUGCUGACUAUCUCAAACUCUGCAAUUCUUGAAUAGAUCGAUUGGAAUUGACUGACCUCAUCAUCAACACUAAAGGGUUGUGUUAAUUUGUGUAGCUAAACUUCAACCACAUGCAUCAUGAUGUAUUUCCCAAAUAGAGACCACCCUUAAUUUCCUUGGUUGUUAGUGUUAGGACUUCACUUCACCUGUUCGACUAAUUGCAUAAUUAAUAACAAUGGUGCUCAUUGAU